Molecule: messenger RNA, 4261 nt
Organism: Rhodamnia argentea
Lineage: Eukaryota; Viridiplantae; Streptophyta; Magnoliopsida; Myrtales; Myrtaceae
Product: RNA-dependent RNA polymerase 1-like
Exons: 6
Coding region: 488-3910 (1140 amino acids)
Biological process (GO): siRNA processing
Cellular component (GO): nuclear RNA-directed RNA polymerase complex
Molecular function (GO): RNA-directed RNA polymerase activity
Source: RefSeq, a predicted model, not a curated record
CUGCGUGCGGGUCCCGAGGCAAAGAGCUUCCUUCCUCAACAAGCACAAUAAUAUCGCUCAUGCAGAUCGUCACGUUCUCAUUCGUCAGCGAACAUGGCCCGCGAAGGAGGGAAUCCUGGCUUUUCUCCGUCUCUCUCCCCUAUCAAUACAGAGCAGUGGUGACUGAGUGAGAUUGAUGUUGACUUAGUUGCAGUUGGGGGUAUUAGUCUGGUGUGGUGUUGUUGACUGAGAGGUUGACUUGGCGUGGACGACGACGGAGGAGACGGUCUCUCUUCUCUGCCACUCUCUUUGCUACACUCUCUCACACCGCGGAGACAGACCCUUCAUUCCUUCACUGCUAAGCGAGCUCUUUGAGGGUUGCAAACUUCAAGCUUGGAGUUGAAUGGUCCAUGUGCUUUUCAAAGGCCCUAGGCUGGCGUUCUUCUGUCAUUGCUGGUGAUGUCCUUGAUAUGGUGUAACAGAGUGCUGUAAAGUUUGCAUCAGUCGAAUGGGUAAGACUAUAAACGUACACGGGUUCUCUUCAUUAGUGACUGCAGAUACCGUCAGGGGAUUCCUGGAGCAAAGGACUGGCAGUGGUACUGUUUAUGCCAUCAAAGUUAGACAAGAUAAACGUGGGGUUCGAGCAUAUGCUAUGGUCCAAUUUAUGGAAGCUGAAUAUGCUGAGUUGAUUGUUUUAUUGUCUAAUCGAAAAGAUUUGUGGUAUGGGCGUUCUUGUCUGACUGCUCGCUGGGUUGAGCAUGAUAUUGUACAAAGGCCAAGAACCCUUUUGAAUUCAAUGGAAGGUAUCAUUUUGCAUUUUGGUUGCCAGGUAUCAACUGCAAGGUUCUCUACUCUGUGGAAAGGGAUGAAUGUCUCUGUAAAUUUUGGGAUUGGGCUGAGAAAAUUCUGCUUCCUUCUGUCUUAUUACAAUACGGAGUACAAGCUCGAGUUAUCCUAUGAAAAUGUCUGGCAGAUUGAACUACACCGUACAAGAGGCCAUAAAAGAAUGUAUCUUGUGAUUCAGCUGUAUGGGGCUCCUCGUAUUCGGAAAAAAGUUGUUCAGCAUUCAGAAAAUUUGUUGGACAGUCCUGUCUACAACUUUUUUAGAGAUGGCUCUGAUGACCAGUGGGUGAGAGCGACUGAUUUUACUUCAUCAGCUUGCAUUGGACAGUCUUCUGGUGUAUGUUUAGAGAUUCCUUCUGAAUGCUCGCUUCCAGAUUUUCAUGAGAACUUUGUCAAUUAUAAGGAAACCAAUGACAUUUUUUCUGUGGAAGAUGGUUUUCCUUUCUCCUGCGGCGUGGAUCUAGUUCCGAUCGUAGGCCCUCCCAGAGGAGUUGACUUGCCUUAUGAGAUCCUUUUUAAGAUAAAUUUGUUAGUUCAGAAUGGCUGUCUAGCAGGACCUUGUCUUGAUUUUUCGUUCUAUCGAACAGUUGAUCCACAGAGGAGAGACAUGGACAUAAUCCUAUAUGCCUUAGACAAACUGUUCCAUUGGAAAGAAUGCUGUUAUGAGCCGUCAAAAUGGCUGAUUGAGCAGCACACGAAAUAUCUUGCCUCCCAGCAUUCUAAAAAACUCACCUCCCAGCACUCUACAAAACUAUCUCCAAUCAAGUUAGAUUUAGAUGCUGGCUUGGUUUAUGUACAUAGGGUGCAAAUAACACCAUGCAGGGUGUAUUUUUUCGGUCCAGAAAUGAAUGUCUCAAAUCAUGUAUUGCGGAGUUAUCCUGACUACAUUGACAAUUUUAUCCGCAUUUCUUUUGUGGAUGAGGACUUGGAUAAAAUCCAUUCUACUGAUUUAUCUCCUCGCACUGCUUCGAGACAUGGAAGGACGGAUAUAUAUGAAAGAGUCCUUUCUGUACUCAAGAAUGGCAUAAGCAUAGGUGACAAGAAGUUUGAAUUUCUCGCCUUCUCGUCCAGUCAGUUACGGGAAAAUUCUGCUUGGAUGUUUGCUCCAAUAAAUGGGUGUACUGCUGCAACGAUUAGGGAAGAGAGGGGUGAAUUCCGUCAAAUAAGAAAUGUGGCAAAAUAUGCCUCAAGACUCGGCCAAUCCUUGAGUUCAUCUACUGAAACUCUCAAUGUAGGUAGACAUGAAGUUGAAGUCAUUCCAGAUGUUGAAGUCAAAUCAUAUGUUGAGAAUACACAUUAUGUCUUUUCUGAUGGAAUCGGAAAAAUAUCUGAAGAGUUAGCUCGGAAAGUCGCAAGAAAAUGUGGCUUCAAGAGCUAUACUCCUUCCGCGUUUCAAAUUCGCUAUGGAGGUUAUAAAGGUGUUGUGGCUGUUGAUCCGACAUCGUAUGUUAAACUAUCACUUAGAAAGAGCAUGUCCAAGUACGAAUCAAUUGAGACAAAGCUAAAUGUCUUGGCAUGGAGCAAAUAUCAGCCUUGCUUUCUGAAUCGCCAGUUGAUCACUCUUCUCUCAACACUUGGUGUUCCGGAUCGUGUGUUCAAGAAAAUGCAAAAAAAUGCUGUGGAUCAACUAAAUGCUAUUUUAGUUGAUCCCUUACGAGCACAAGAGGCUCUAGAUUUAAUGUCCCCUGGCGAGAAUGGUAACAUUCUCAAGGAAAUGCUAAUGUGUGGUUAUAAGCCUGAUGCAGAGCCAUUUCUAUCAAUGAUGCUGCGAACAUUCAGAGCAACAAAAUUGUUCGAAUUGCGGACCAAAACAAGGAUAUUUCUUCCCAAAGGAAGAUCAAUGAUGGGAUGCCUUGAUGAAACGCGGACUUUGGAAUAUGGUCAGGUGUUUGUGCAGUAUUCCGGUAGAAAAGGACAGAUGUGGGAUGAGUCAAUCAUGUUCAUCGGUACUGACUCAGAUCAAAGCUUUGUUGUACGGGGAAAGGUAGUUGUUGCCAAGAAUCCUUGCUUACAUCCAGGUGAUGUGCGUGUUCUAACUGCUAUAGACGUUCCAGCUUUACAUCAUAUGGUGGAUUGUGUUGUUUUUCCACAAAAGGGAAAAAGGCCUCAUCCAAAUGAGUGUUCAGGGAGUGAUUUGGAUGGAGAUAUCUACUUUGUCUCCUGGGACUCAGAAUUAGUUCCACAUCGCCAGAUACAACCUAUGGAUUACACACCUGCCCCAACUGAGAGGUUGGAUCAUGAUGUCACUAUUGAGGAAGUGGAGGAGUACUUUGUAAAUUACAUACUUAAUGACAGCCUUGGUAUUAUUGCCAACGCCCACACUGUCUUUGCAGAUAGUAAGCCUGAAAAGGCCAUGAGCUCUGAAUGUAUAGAGCUUGCAAAACUUUUCUCUAUUGCCGUCGACUUCCCAAAAACUGGUGUACCCGCUGUGAUACCACCUAAUUUGUAUGCCAAAGAAUACCCUGACUUUAUGGAGAAGCUUGACAAGCCCAGCUUCCCAUCCAAUAACGUGAUCGGAAAGCUCUUCCGGGAAGUCAAAGAUGAAGCAUACGCAUCAAGCUCUAUUCGGAAGUUCACGCAGGAAAUGGCAAGGCAAUCUUAUGACCCAGAUAUGGAAGUGGACGGGUUUGAGGACUAUGUGGAUGACGCUUUCUAUCACAAAGGCAAUUAUGAUUACAAGUUGGGGAAUCUGAUGGAGUACUAUGGGAUUAAGACGGAGGCUGAAAUCCUUAGUGGCUGCAUAAUGAAAAUGUCCAAGUCAUUCACCAAGAGGAGGGACGCCGAAUCCAUUACUGUGGCUGUAAAAUCCCUGAGAAAGGAAGCUCGGACCUGGUUUAAUGAUAAGGGAAGUGGUUCACAUUCCGAGGCUGCUGACGAAUAUGCAAAAGCAUCUGCUUGGUAUCAUGUAACGUAUCAUCCGAGUUAUUGGGGUUGCUACAACGAGGGUUUGAAUCGAGAUCAUUAUCUUAGCUUUCCCUGGUGUGUACAUGAUAAACUGAUCCAAAUUAAGAAGGAGAGACGAGGUAGGACAACUGCUCGUAAGUCCACUCUUGAAGACUACUUCACCCAUGGAUUGCGUCUGAACUGAGAAAUGGAGCUCGGAUAUUUUCUUAGUUGAAGAAACCGGAUAUUGUAUUUGUGUCUUCUGCAAUGUGUAGGCAACGGUACUCCUAUAGGUCCGGCUGAUGUGUGGCAAAGCUUGAAUAACACUCUGGCUGCUAUUUGUGCGUGGAUUACAUCUUUUUGUACAUAAUGGUAAUGUCCGACGGCUGUUCACUGUUUACAUUCUCUCCGAAUUUCUGUGGGGGACCCGUCAUUCUUCCAUGCCGUAGGUUCCUCCGAUUCUUAAUGCCGGUGGAUUUGAACGUUAUAAUGUUCUGUAAUUUCGGAUAACACCCUAGUCCAGAUGACGCUGCAUCAGAUUCGGUUUGUCGUGGAA